UAUCUAACAUUUAACCCCUCAAUAUAUUUCUAAAUUUAAGAGCAAAUUCCAGAAUUUACAAUAUUAGAGAUUAUCCUCCAAAAUGUUACUCCAACUUUGCCACUUUCAUGCAGGAAAAAAAAUUAUAGAUUACUAUUAUUAGAGAUGAAUGACAGCAAGACUUGAACUCCUAAUCCUAUUGAAGGUGGACACAGAAGCCAUUCACGCCAGUAGGUGUCUAAGCCUAAAAGCAGGCGGAAUUAAAAGGAUAAAGCAACAGAAAAUUUAAUGAAAAUCAAUUUUGCAAGUUGUAAGGAUCCAGGUAAUUGAACGAGUAUAAGUGCACACAUAAUUGAGUUUUGCAGCAGCAUCACAGUCACAAUGGACUGCCCGGAGAAUUUGGAAUCGGAGUUAAAAGAGUUAAGAGACACGUUCAAUUCUGGGAUAACAAAACAAGAGUCUUGGAGGAGGUCUCAGCUCAAAGCUCUCCUCUCUUUGCUCGAGGAAAAAGAGGAUGACAUAGCAAAGGCCCUUGAACAAGAUUUAGGAAAACAUCCAGUCGAAUCUUUUCGAGACGAGGUAGGACCUUUAAUAAAAUCUGUAAACUAUGCAUUAAAAGGGUUAAAGCGAUGGAUGUCGAGCAAAAAGGUUGAUUUGCCUAUCGCUGCAUUUCCUUCGAGAUCAGAGUUAGUUCCCGAGCCCCUUGGCGUCAUCCUUGUCAUAUCAUGUUGGAAUUUUCCUUUUGGAAUAUCAUUGGAACCACUGAUAGGAGCAAUUGCAGCAGGAAAUACAGUGGUUCUAAAGCCUUCAGAGAUAGCUCCAGCAUCUUCUUCGGUUUUGGCCAAAACAAUCCACAGUUACCUCGAUAAUAAAGCAAUUAAAGUCAUUCAAGGUGGUCCCUCAAUUUGUGAGAAAUUAUUACAACAGAAAUGGGACAAGAUUUUUUUCACAGGGAGUGCAAAAGUGGCUCGUAUUGUUAUGACUGCUGCUGCUAUAAAUCUAACUCCUGUCGCCGUGGAAUUGGGUGGAAAAUGCCCUGCCAUUGUUGAUUCCCUCUCGAGUUCUUGGGAUAAAGAGAUUGCAAUGAAAAGAAUCCUUGCUGCAAAAUUUGGGACCUGUGCUGGCCAAGCAUGCAUAGCCAUUGAUUAUAUCCUUGUGGAAAGGAAAUUCUCAGCCACCCUGGUAAAUCUACUAAAGGGCUCCAUCCUUCGAAUGUUUGGGGAAAACCCGAAAGAGUUAAAUAGUGUAGGGAGAAUAAUCAACAAAAAUCAUUGUUCAAGACUAAGGAAACUCUUAGACGAGACGGGGGUUAAAGCUUCUAUUGUUCAUGGUGGUUCAUACGAUGAAGACUCUCUGUUUAUGGAGCCAACUCUCUUGGUUGAUCCUCCUCUUAAUGCUGGAAUCAUGACAGAAGAAAUCUUUGGUCCAUUGCUCCCCAUAAUUACUGUGGAGAAAAUAGAAGAUGGUAUUGAAUUCAUCAAGUCUAGGCCAAAAUCAUUAGCUAUUUAUGCCUUUACCAACAAUGAAACUUUAAAGAAAAAGUUAGUAUCUGAAACAUCAUCGGGAAGCGUGACUUUCAAUGACGCAAUCAUCCAAUAUGUAGCAGAUACUAUUCCAUUUGGGGGAGUGGGUGAAUCUGGAUUUGGAAGGUACCAUGGGAAGUUCUCAUUUGAUGCGUUUACUCAUGAGAAACCAGUAGUAUUAAGAAGUUUCCUUACAGAUUUUUGGUUCAGAUAUCCUCCAUGGAAUGGUACAAAGUUGCAGAUUUUUAAAUCUGCAUAUCGAUUUAAUUAUUUUGAAAUUAUUCUCAUAUUAUUGGGCUUGAAAAGAUCAUGAGAAUUUCAAAUUCUAUGGUUUGCAGAAAUAAGGCUAGUAGGACUUGUACUCUUAUCAUUUUUAUUGUAUUCUAUCAAGAAAUGGUGUCAAAUAUUGAUGAAAAUUAUGUUUUGUCAAUGAAUGUAUACUCUAAUUUAAUUUUUA
This is a messenger RNA of Olea europaea var. sylvestris, 1959 nucleotides long. RefSeq names its product aldehyde dehydrogenase family 3 member F1-like. The record is from RefSeq and is a predicted model, not a curated record. Gene Ontology annotation, molecular function: aldehyde dehydrogenase (NAD+) activity. The coding region runs from base 361 to 1815 and encodes 484 amino acids. Gene Ontology annotation, cellular component: cytoplasm. The transcript has 10 exons. Lineage: Eukaryota; Viridiplantae; Streptophyta; Magnoliopsida; Lamiales; Oleaceae. Gene Ontology annotation, biological process: aldehyde metabolic process.